Molecule: messenger RNA, 5790 nt
Organism: Metopolophium dirhodum (rose-grain aphid)
Lineage: Eukaryota; Metazoa; Arthropoda; Insecta; Hemiptera; Aphididae
Gene: sff
Product: serine/threonine-protein kinase BRSK2
Exons: 15
Coding region: 617-3058 (813 amino acids)
Biological process (GO): intracellular signal transduction; protein phosphorylation; microtubule cytoskeleton organization
Cellular component (GO): cytoplasm
Molecular function (GO): protein serine/threonine kinase activity; ATP binding; tau-protein kinase activity
Source: RefSeq, a predicted model, not a curated record
UACGUGCUGUGUAUACCGUGGUGUCCCUCCCCGGGUUUAAAACGCAAUACCAAAGCAGUUAGGCAAAACGUUCGGCACGCGCACCAUGUGUAUUGCGUCGCGCAAGGGACGGUCGCCAGCAGUCGUCGUCGGAUCAGCGUCGUACUCGCACACGCGUUUUCCGCGAUCAUUGUAAUAACCGCAUUAUUAUUAUUGUCGUCGUCGUUAUCGUAUUUAUAAUAUUAAUUAUUACCCGUUAUCAUUAUUAGUAUUAUUUGUAUUAUUAUUAUCAUCAUUAUUAUUGAUGACGAUUUCAUAAUUUUUUUCGCCAACCUCUCUUUAACGACUUCUGCCGGCUGCCGACAAUUACACACCACUGGGCCGGAGAAAACGGUAAUUUUUCAUCUCGUAUCGUUUUCACCAAUAUUUUCCGUCCGAUGUGCACGGACUUCACCGAAGCACACCGUCGACGACGUAGCCGCCGCCGUCGCCGUACCCGAGAUGCUUCUCCGAAUGUGGCUUCUCGUCCGCGUCCCACCGGCGGCGACGGCACCCACCGGUCACUGAUCAGCUCGGUCCCGCAGCCACGACGACCGUUAUUGUCGCACUAAAAACAUUGAAACAGCACACCGUCGCGAUGCACCAAGAACAGUUCGUGUACUCAGCGACCGUGGACGUCCAGCAGUACGUUGGCCCGUACAGGUUGGAGAAGACUCUGGGCAAAGGACAAACAGGUUUAGUGAAGCUCGGCAUCCAUUGCGUCACUGGGAGAAAUGUAGCAAUAAAAAUAAUUAACCGCGAGAAGCUGAGCGAGUCGGUGUUAUUAAAGGUGGAAAGGGAGAUUGCUAUAAUGAAACUCAUAGACCACCCGCACGUGUUGGGCUUGUCAGACGUCUACGAAAACAAACGAUACCUAUACUUGAUACUGGAACACGUGUCCGGCGGCGAACUUUUUGACUACUUGGUUAAAAAGGGGAGGCUGACACCCAAAGAAGCUAGAAGAUUUUUUCGACAAAUCAUCUCUGCGUUAGACUUUUGUCACAGUCAUUUAAUAUGCCACAGAGAUUUGAAACCGGAAAACUUGUUGCUAGACGAAAAGACCAACAUAAAAAUCGCUGACUUCGGUAUGGCGUCCUUGCAACCCAACGGCAGCAUGCUCGAGACCAGUUGUGGUUCUCCGCACUACGCGUGCCCUGAAGUCAUCCGAGGCGAGAAAUACGACGGGCGGAAAGCGGACGUUUGGUCGUGUGGUGUAAUACUGUACGCACUGCUUGUCGGCGCGCUGCCAUUCGACGACGACAACUUACGCCAACUGUUGGAAAAGGUGAAAAAGGGCGUUUUUCACAUACCACAUUUCGUGCCGCCGGAUUGUCAAAACUUGCUCCGUGGCAUGAUCGAAGUCAACCCGGAAAAACGAUUAACCUUGAAAGACAUAAACAAACACUCAUGGGUUAUCGCCGGAGGUAAAGGAGAAGUGCACUUAGGUAUGUCAAUGAUAGACGUCAUACAAACCCACAUAAUUCCGUCCUCAAAUGACUUAGACACCGACGUUCUUCAAGCCAUAUCAAGUUUAGGCUGUUUCAAAGACCGAGAAAAACUCACCGCCGCUUUGUUGAGCGUCGAUCAUAACACUGAAAAAGUGAUAUAUUUCCUAUUGCUCGAGCGCAAAAAACGACGACCGGCUAAUGAGGACGACACGGUUGCAGUAAAAAACACCAAAAACAGCUUCGAUCCGCCGAAAAAGCGAGUUGAUACGUGUAAAAUGAUCGACGACAUCGAUAGUAAUUUUUCUCAGAUCAGUGCUGGAUCUCCUGCUACGCCGCGAAAACAAAUGUUGCAAAAUCGCAUUUACUACAGGAGAGGAAGUUACAACAACGUAAGUUCUGCGGGCGGCAACAUGUGCAGCGGUUCGAGCUUAGCCAGUUCUUCGACCUUAGCUGGUAUAUUAUCACCUCUUCCCCAAAGGUCAAACAACUCAAACUAUCGUUACCACAAUCACCACAAGAGCCAGCAGUCGAAGAACUCAUCGAUUUCCCCGCACGGCAAUUACAUUUCUGCGCACAACCAGACGUUGGACACGAACAGCUCGUGCUCGGCAGCCGUACCCCCGUCGCCCGUGCACCACGCAAAGCAGGCAAAAGUCGAAGUACCUUCGUCUCCUAACCACAUGGUCAUCUGCACGCCUCCGGGGUCGCCUCAGCACCUGUCUAAUCAUUGGAAAUCCAGACUUACGUCGAUACGCAAUAGCGUACUGGGGUCGCCGAAAUUUCACAGGCGUAAACCUCAAAUGGACAUGGACACGCCGUAUAAACCGACACCGGAAUCUUCACCAGAACUAACGAAAAAAUCGUGGUUCGGAAGUUUGAUGGCUUCUGAGAAAGACGAGACGUUCACUAUUUUGAUAACAGGAAAACCGUUAUCUACAGUAAAGGCUGACUUAAUCCAUGCAUUGCUUUCGAUUUCCGAGUUGAGCCACACCGUAAUUAAUGCGCUGUCGUUCCGGGUUGAAUACAGACGUGGAUCCGGCGGCACGGCCAUGUUUCAGAGGCAAGUGCGAUUUCAAAUUGAUUUAUCGGACGUCACGAACACGCAUUCUCCCAGGGACUAUUUGUUCGCCAUCAUAUUCACAUUGCACUCCGGUAAUAUAAGACGUUUCCGGAGGGUCUGCGAACACAUUCAGACGCAAAUGUGCGCGCGGAAAGCGCCAUCUUCGCCCCGGGCUACUAGAAAGUUUAACACGGACUUAUCGGAAAGCUCGAGUUGCGGAUCAGACACGUCCGAGAGAUUAUCGCCAUACGUAAAUAUAAGAAACAUCGAAUCGGACAGAGACGACAAGAAUAAGAGACUGAUCAGCCACCAGGACGGCAAAGGCGGUUACUGCAUCCCAAACAGCCGGCAAAGGCGGCGGAGUUCGAGUCUGGCCAACAACAACAACUUCAACGGCAGCAACAACAAUUCCAUGGCCAACGCGCCGGCCGCAGCCAACGGCCGCAACGAGGCGCCACCGCCGACGAGAUCCAACAGCGAGACGAAACCGGCCGACGGCGCCUACAUAUCGGUGUCGGGGUCGAUGUCUUGAGGCCGACAACCAGAAAAUAAUAUUAUUAUAUAAAACUAUAUAUUAUAUUCCAAUGAUUUUUGGAUCGGCCCGGAUUAAGGGGUGGGGGACGAGACUUGACAUUUUUUUUAGGGCCCUCUAAUUGUUCACCAUUUAAAUUAAUUAUGAUAUUGUAAUCAUUGCCGUCUACCUAUUUAUUAAAUAUAUUGCGUGUAAAAAAAAAUUUAUAAUAUUAAUAAAAAUAUUUUUUUUAAGAUUAAAUUUAACCUUUGAAAACAAAACACCUAAUACUCUCUAAAUGUAGACGAUAUGAUACAAUAGCUAGAAAACAAUUUUCAUUUGAAUACUAAUAUGAGUUAUACAUAUUUUGAUGUCUUAUGAAAACGAAAAUACAAUUAUGGACAUUUUUUUUAUUAUUUCACAUCGGGGACGCUAAACAAUUUGGCCCUGGGACCUCAAAAAUCUUAAUCCGGGCUUGGAUCUGUGUACAUGUCGUAUAUAAUAUUAUUAUAAUGUAUAGAGCGAAAUUCCACCGGGUUACUGUAAAAUAUUAUUAUUAUUAUUAUUAUUGUAUAGUCGAUAAAAUUAAUGAAAUAAAAAAAUGAUCGAUGGUCACACGGAAUCUGUUGAUGUGAUAAUAAUAUCAUAAUUAUUAUUGUUACAUAAACAUGUGUAUAAAUCCAAAUGCCAUUUGAACAUACUAUAAUAUUAGCAUGUGUUAUUAGAUAUAAUAAUAUGUUUUUGUAUUUACCGUUUAUUAUUUAUACGCUUAGUGCACGAGCAACAGCAAAGCAUAAUUAUUAUUAUAUACUAUUAUUGUUUUCGUAGGUAGUCGUUUUAGAUUCUGAGCGGGAAAAUGCUUAUUAUUGCUGUAUAUUAUUAUUAUUAUCAUUAUUACUAUGUAUGGUUAUUGUAUUUAUUACGGUAACAAUUUAUUAUUGUGAUAUAUUAUGUUGUGUUUUUAUUUUUGUAUUUGUUUUGGGUAAAAUGUGCUUAAUUAUUUUUGUGGGGGCGGGGCAAUUACCUAUAUUGCGAUGAGCGUUUCGAAAACUAAGUCAAGUUAACACUGUGUGUCGCGCGUUUGUCCGUUGUAUAGAUCAUACUCCAAUGUAUGACGAUUCGGGUUUAUUAGCUGUACUUAUAUUAUUAAAUACAAAUAUGUAUAUUAUGAUAAUGUCAAAAAAUAUUUUGCUAUUUAUUUUUUCGAACAUAAAUAAAAAAAAAAAAAAAAACCGCCGAAACAACUCCGCUCAGUAUCGACUUUUCGUUAUUUUUAUGCUUUUUUUUUGUUUGAAUACGAUAACGAUAUCGUUUUAUAAAUUUUAAAUUUAAUAGUCCACUUAUCCCGACGGCACACCCUAUCCUCUGCUUUUCUUGAAUGCGAAGGAUAUGCGUUUUUCUUUCUUGUAUCAAUCUGCAGUGUUUCAAAAACGUGUACUUAAACAAAUUAUUUAAAGACCCCUUCAAAACGUCGUACUUGUUGUAGGCGUGUCGUUCCAUAGUCGAUGAGCAUAAUAUUAUAAUAGGUAUAUAUUUUAUAUGAACAAAAACUAAAAAUUAUUUAUUGUUUUAUUGCUGUACUUACUGCAAUUAUAUCUAUAGCAUAUUCGUUUUUAGAAAAAUAUUGUAAAACGGUCUGUGUAAAAUAAAUUUACGUAUAUGACAUAUUCGCUAGAAUAUAGUAUAUUAUCGUAUAUAUCAUCUAUUAAUAUAUAAUAUUUUAUAAUAAUAUUUAACAAUAAAAUAUGCAAUACAUAAAGGCAUGACCUCCUUCAUAAUAAUAAUAGAUUUUGUCUGCUUUCAAAAUCCAUUGUUAUAUACCUACCUAUUUUAUCAUCAUCAUCAUUAUUAUUAUUACAUAUUAUUAACAUUUUAGCUUUAGCUGUGGCCUGUGACUGAUUGCAUACAUAAUAUCAAUGUACUAUUAAUACAUCAUAUUUUAACAUUAGUCAAAUUGAAAAUCAGUUGAAAUUGAGAAAUGAUAAUAUACGCAUAUAUAUUAUUAUGAACGCUUUAUAACGACUUUUAAAAAUAAUCGCAUCGACUUCUGAAAUGUAUUUCUUUAUUUUUUAUGAUCUUAUUAAAUAUUAUCUCUUCGUGACUUUUAUCAAUCAAUUUAUUUUAUUUUUAGCGAGGUACGUAAGACAAAUAGGUGUUACAUUAUACUUAACGAAAUGUAUGAAAUUACACUAUUUUUUUUCACUAUGUGAUUUUCCAUCGAAAUAUUUUGUAUAUUUGUUUACAAAAAAAAAAUGUAUAUUAAUGACAAUGUUAUUUUUCAAAUUUUGUUGAUCACUUAUGCCAACAUUACAUGAAUAUUACAAGUUUUUUAGCAAGCCAAGUCCAUACGACCGAAUUUGAGAUAAAAUUUUUUUUUAAUGUUUCAGAGUGCCUUAAGAGUGUUAACUAACAGUAAUAUACAUGCUAUAGUUCGAACGAAUAUAACAUCUUUUUAAAGCUAAAACUUAUUACAAUAUAAUAUAGUGCAUAGAAGUCAACUUUCUAGCACAGACUGGAAUCCCUGUUUUUAUGUUAAUUUUGUCUGUUACCUAUAAUUAUAAUAUGUAACAUUUGGCCGACGUCCAUUUUAGUUUUAAACUAUUCGUGUUUUAUGUAUUACAGAAUAAGGUAUACUAUAAAAUAUAAUAAUAUGAUGUUUAUUAUGCCAAUAUGGCAAUAUGGUUGUAACAAAACUACAAAUGUCAAAUACAUAUUAUACUUGUUAAUAAAAAAAAAAAACCAAAAGUGUUCUA